GAAAGUCGUCACACACAUACACACACACACUCACAUACACACCCGCGGUCGUCAAUCCCGUCCUGCCACGGUUUAUCCCCCCCACCCAAGGAAAGCUGAUAAACACUUGACUUUACGUUUGUUCUUCACAAAACGCGUGGAGGGAAGACGGGAACUAUGUAGGAAGCGCACAGGUGGAGCGUCUAAAUUUUUUUUUUUUUUUUUUCUUCAGUGGUCAUCUUGCAGAAAGACAACACAGGGGAGAGAGGACAAUUACAACAAAGUAAUAAUUUCGCUUUUGGAUAUUCCCGCAUUUUGCUUUUCUCUCUCCCCCCCACCCCCUUUUUGGUGUUUUGCACGUUCACUCUUCGCGCUACCCUCCAGAAACACCUGGGAUGGAAAAAGUUAGCCUCCUCUGGACUGCAAUAAAAACUCCCAAGAAAGAAUGAAGUAACCGCUAUGGAGCCGGACAAUGCCCCGCACUCCAAACUCAAAACCACUGGAGUCGGGGGGAGAGCUCUGAUCCUUUGGACUAUACUUUGUUGCACCUCCUCUCUAAGGCUAACUCAAGCUCAAGAUGUGGAUAUCCUGCAGCAGCUUGGGCUUUCUGGGCAAAGGAUGGGGGGGGUCCCCAUCCCCAGGAGCGCGCUAUGUCCCAAACGGUGUCAUCCCCUUCAAGUCCGGUGUCAUCCUCACUCCGAGGGCACGCAUCCAGGUGCCUCUGCGUACCGUCAUCCCUGCCACUUACAACACCAGCAGUCUCUCCCUGAUCCUCAGCCUGUCUGUUCACCGCUUCAACAGCGCCUUUCUUUUCUCUGUUCUGUCUAAGAGAAAAGUGCAGCUCGGGGUGCAGUUCACACCAGGGAGAGUGCUUGUACAAGUGGGGCAGAAGUCAUCUGUGAGUUUUGGCUAUGACGUCUACGAUGGUCAUUGGCAUAACCUUGCUUUGAAUAUUCAAGACCGUCGGGUAUUCUUACACACAUCUUGUGGUAAGAAAAGCCUACAUGCAGAUUUGUACUCUAAAAAAGAGGAGGCCCUGGAUCCGGAGGGCUCUUUCCUGCUGGGUAAAAUGAACCACAACUCGGUGCCAUUUGAAGGUGCUAUCUGUCAGUUUGACAUUUAUCCCUCUGCUGAGGCAGCUCAUAACUAUUGUGAUUAUAUUAAGAAACAUUGCAGAGAAGCAGACACGUAUCGGCCAGUGUUUCCACCCCUGCUACCUCUAUUUUCAGACCCAAAUAUUACUGUCACGCACAAAACUUCACUGUCACUGAUGGAGAUAUCCAAAAAGUCAUCUACUUCGGCCCCAACUCUGGAAAACACCAGGGCAACAAUCGUUCCACUAAGUGACCACUCGCGGAUGCUCAACAACACGUCUUUGUAUCCAUUUGUGAGGACUCCAAAACCUAAUACAGUGUCUGUUUCUCCGCCGGUUCAUCCAGGGUUGGGAAGCCCUUCAGAAUUUCCAACCCAAACUGUUACUACAUCUCUUAGGAUUAGCAUGACUCCACCACAUCCAAAACAAAAUUUGCCUGCCAGGAAGCCAAAACCUUCUGGGAAAAGUUUACAUUUACCUGUUUCCACCAGACCAUCAGAGAUUAAGCCAAACUUCUGGAACAUGGCUGCUCCCACAUCGGGGUCUCCUUCAAAUGCCAACUUUCCCUACAAAAAGCAGCUAACCACAGAAGCUCCAGAGAAACCUGAGCCAAAAGUGACCAGUGUGCAGGAUUUUGAACACACCUCACUCAUUCCAGUGACUCCAGCUGCAACAGAUGGCUUCCAAACAUUUGACCUGGAGCCGACCCAGUUCUCACUGCUUGCUGGACCACCUGGACUAAAGGGAGAGCCGGGACCCCCGGGCCCCCCAGGAUUUCCAGGGUUGCCAGGAAAACCAGGCAAGAGGGGCCCAAGGGGUCCUCUUGGCUCUCAUGGAAAUCCUGGUCGUCCUGGACCGCCUGGAAUGAAAGGACAGAAAGGAGAUCCUGGAAUGUCCCAUGGUCAAGCCCUGAAAGGACAAAAAGGAGAGCCUGGUAUCAUGGGUCCCCCUGGACUGCCUGGACAAGAUGGACGAAAGGGUCAAAAGGGCCACCCUGGUUCUUCUGGUCUCCCAGGUGAACCUGGUGAGCGGGGAGAUGAUGGAAGCCCUGGGGCCAAAGGCUAUCCUGGCAGGCAGGGCUUACCAGGGCCUGUAGGAAGAAUGGGACCAAAAGGAAUCAUGGGUCACAUUGGCAUCUCUGGGCUUUUUGGCUUUCCUGGUCCUGAUGGAGAGAGAGGAAUUCCUGGUGUUCAUGGGAAGAAGGGCAAGAUGGGUAGGCCGGGAUUUCCUGGUGACUUUGGAGAGAGGGGACCUCCUGGCCCUGAUGGGAACCCGGGAGAACUGGGAGCUCCCGGGCCAUGUGGAGUCAUCGGUCUUAUUGGAGACAUGGGCCCUGUUGGCUUAAUGGGCUUACCAGGGCUGCUUGGAAUCAAGGGGGUAGCUGGAAACCCGGGAGAAGCAGGACUGAAAGGUGAUAAGGGUGAUGUUGGCUUACCAGGAGAGCAGGGGGAGUGUGGAUUCCUAGGGGACAAGGGCAGCCAGGGUUCCCCUGGGUUGCCUGGUCCUCAUGGAAAACCCGGACCUCAGGGCAAACCAGGUGAAAAAGGCCCUGAUGGUACAUCUGGUCCUACUGGCCCAGAGGGUUUUCCAGGUGACAUCGGCCCACCAGGACAAAAUGGCCCCGAGGGUCCUAAGGGAAAGCAAGGCACAAGAGGGUUUCCAGGUCCAACAGGAACACCUGGGCUUCAGGGUGAUGAGGGACCAGUUGGGCCAGCUGGACCCGCUGGAGCCGAGGGCAGGCCUGGGAGGCAGGGAUUCCCUGGACUGACAGGCCCAGAUGGACCCAAGAGCGAGAUGGGGAUAACUGGCGAGGUCGGGAAGCUCGGCGAGAGGGGUCUGCCUGGGUUUAUUGGGCUGGAUGGAGAGAUGGGUAUCACCGGAGAAAAGGGGGAUCGAGGGAAAACGGGCGCCCCCGGUCUGCCAGGUGAAACUGGGCCGAUGGGCCACACUGGUUUGCCUGGAGAGAAAGGACCACCUGGACUGCAAGGAAUACCAGGGCCUCCAGGGUCACGGGGAUCCGCCGGCAUUAGAGGCCCCAAAGGCAGAAGGGGUCCAUCUGGUCCUGACGGCCCAGUGGGAGACCAAGGCUCUGCAGGGUUUAAGGGCCCUGAUGGUCCAACAGGAAAAGUCGGCUUCCCUGGAGAGAUGGGAAAGCUUGGUGAGCCAGGUGAAGGUGGGCCGAAGGGAUUUCCGGGUAUUCAGGGACCCUCGGGACCUCCCGGAGCCAAAGGAAUUGCUGGAGAACCUGGACCAGCAGGGCCACCAGGAAGGAUUGGACCACUGGGGGAGAUGGGGCUGACGGGGCCACCAGGGAAAGCUGGGGAGAGAGGACCGCCCGGUGAACCAGGGGAAAAGGGUGCCGCUGGUCCACCUGGCAGUUUCGGGGAGCAGGGUCUGAUCGGUCAGAGAGGUGAGGCCGGCAUCGGUGGAGAGGCUGGACCAAGUGGACACGAUGGAGCCAAGGGCGAAAAGGGGGAUGCUGGCCCAGAGGGCGCCGAAGGAGACAGAGGUGAAUUUGGCCUGAAAGGAAAGGAAGGACCACCUGGUCCUGUUGGACUUGUGGGGGUGAGGGGUCAGGAGGGUAAACCUGGCAAAAUUGGAGAGAGGGGCAAGCCAGGAGAAAAGGGGCGUAAAGGUCCGCAAGGCCAUGUGGGUGAAAGUGGGCUAAUUGGUGAGUGUGGAGAGCCAGGAUUUGUUGGACAAAAGGGAGCAAGAGGAACCAUUGGGACAGUGGGUGCUCCAGGGAGGAUGGGCCAACAAGGUGAUCAAGGACUAGCAGGUUACCAGGGUCACAUGGGACCACCGGGCCCAUUUGGACCUCCUGGACCAAAAGGUGAAAAGGGAGAACAGGGAGAUGACAGCAAGAUGGAAGGUCUUCCAGGUCCUCAAGGUGACAGAGGUCUUCCUGGAGACAGAGGAGAGAGAGGCGAGUCGGGUGACCCUGGACACAUUGGUCAAAUAGGUGUAGAUGGACCUAGAGGCGAAGCUGGUGCCCCAGGGCUUCCUGGACAUCCUGGACCAAAGGGACUACCGGGGUUGAAAGGAUCCAAAGGUGAUCAAGGUCUGAAAGGAAAAUCAGGAGCAACUGGUGCAUCUGGGACCAAAGGGCCACCAGGACCAGAAGGCCCUCAUGGCCCACGUGGAGUCACGGGCAGGGAGGGUCUUGAGGGUCCAGCGGGAAUGGAUGGCCUCCUUGGUAAAGAUGGAAGUAAAGGAGUCAAGGGAGAACAAGGAGAAGAUGGAAAAGUGGGAUUAUCUGGAAGACCUGGGCAUCAGGGUGAAAAAGGUGUGACUGGGCUUCCUGGAAGUCAAGGAUCCUUUGGUCCAAAGGGUGAAAGAGGUCUAUCAGGGCAGAGUGGUCCAGUGGGAAAGAGAGGAACCAUCGGUGGGAUGGGACUGCCAGGAAACCAAGGAGAUCUGGGAACUAAAGGACAACCAGGGGGUGGUGGUCGACAAGGAUUUCCAGGGAUGUUGGGCCUGUUUGGACCAAAGGGACCACCGGGGGACAUUGGCUCUAAAGGAAUACAGGGACCAAAAGGACCACGAGGUUUGAUGGGUGUGAAGGGAGCUGUGGGCCCCGUUGGCAUCAUUGGACCCAACGGUCAUCCAGGACCCCAGGGUGACAAAGGAAGUCGUGGGGAGACGGGGUUGCAAGGACCGAGAGGAUCCCCUGGUCCUCGAGGACCACCUGGGCCACCAGGCCUUCCCAGUUCUGCAUUUUUAUUUAGAAAUGAAGCUCUCGGUACUGCGUUUGAGAUCAUCGAUUUCAAUGCUGCACUAAAGCAAGAGAAUUAUCAAAGCUUGGACCUGCCCAUGUUGGACCAGGGCACAGAGAUCUUGAAGACCUUGCAGCAUCUCAGCUCGCUGAUCCAGAGUUUGAGAAACCCACUGGGAACCCGUGACAAUCCAGCCCGGAUCUGCCGAGAUCUUUUCAGCUGUGAGCAGCGGAUGUACGAUGGCACUUACUGGAUCGAUCCAAACCUCGGCUGCAGGGUUGACAGCAUUGAGGUGACGUGCAACUUCACUGGUGGAGGACAGACAUGCCUGAAACCUAUCACAGUUUCAAAGCUGGAGGUGGGAGUGGGUCGCAUCCAGAUGAACUUCAUCCACCUUUUGAGCACCGAGGCUGUGCAGCACAUCAUCAUUCACUGCCUCAACACACCUGUGUGGGCAGCAGGGCCGUCUCGGCAGCCUUCGCCCACCGCUGUUAGCUUCAAGGCCUGGUCGGGGGAGAAGAUUCAUGCUGGAGACCUCCUGGAGCCGCUCAUUCCCAGGGAUGACUGCUGGAUCAAAGAUGGACGCUGGCAUCAGACUCACUUCAUCUUCCAGAGCCAGGACCCAACCUUACUCCCCAUUGUGGAUGUGUACAACUUACCGACCGUAGAGCCCAGCGCAAGAUUUCACCUUGAGGUCGGACCUGUUUGCUUUCUGUAGGGCUCCACGCUGGGAGCCCAGAAUAAUCCUUGAGGGAAAAACAGCGUGGGAGAUCUUGAAUAACGGUGCUUCUGUGGUUUGCAGCAACAAACCCCCGUUCUUUUUAGGAAAUACGCUUGGACUGCAGAAACACGAGGGCACCAGAUGAAGAAGACUCAUUGGAGACUAUAUGAAAAUAAUAAUGAGCUUCCCUUUUAAAGACUUGCUUGUGUGAUAGGAGAUCUUGAUGGACGUCUCACGCCUGUCAUCUCUGACCAUGUUGUAUCAUGUUUCUUCACAGUCUGAUCCUCGGUUUAAAAAAAAAAAAAAAAAAAUCUUCGGUUUUAUAAGAUCUGUAAAGAAAUAUGACAGAACUCUGCAAAUC
This is a messenger RNA of Melanotaenia boesemani (Boeseman's rainbowfish), 5870 nucleotides long. RefSeq names its product collagen, type XXVII, alpha 1b (gene col27a1b). The record is from RefSeq and is a predicted model, not a curated record. The transcript has 61 exons. Lineage: Eukaryota; Metazoa; Chordata; Actinopteri; Atheriniformes; Melanotaeniidae. Gene Ontology annotation, molecular function: extracellular matrix structural constituent. The coding region runs from base 557 to 5506 and encodes 1649 amino acids.